GGCUGCAGGAAGGGGCUCCGAGCGGGGCAGAGGGUUCGCGCAUGACGGUUGGUGCUGGUUACCGAUUGUGGGUGGCUCUGACUUCAGCUUCCGGAAGCAGCCCACACGUCCUGCUGUUUCCUGGGUAGAGCAAUAGCCAGGGGCUGUUUGUGCUGCAGGCAAGUGCAGCCUCCACAGCUGCCUUGGGGCACAGUUCCUGGCCAGUGGGAGUGGCAGAGCUGGUGCCUGAGGUGGGGAUGGCACGUAGAGCCCUAUGUGCUGCUCCUGCUUCUAGGAGCUGGGGGACAUGCUGGCUGCUCCAGGAGCCGGGCAAAGAGCCAUUUAACCCCACAGUGCUGUCAGCUGAGCUUCUCACAGCCUGGGCCGUGGUGCUUCCCAGAGCUGCCUGUGUCCCUUUUCCACUGGACGCCUGGUACCCUACCGGAGCGCCGUGCAAUAACCAGCCAAGGCACCCGGCCUGCACGUUGAAGCUCCAUGCCUGCUGCAGAAGGGAAGAGUUUUAACCAGUUCUCUUCCUUCCGUUUGUCUCUCUUGGGGGGCAUUUUCUUUUGCCUCCUGCUCUUUGCCAGCUCCAGAGGUGUGGAAACUAGCCCUUGGGCCUAGCUCUCCCUCCUGCCAUCGAGAUCCAUGAGAUGUGCGUAACGCUCGUGAUUACAGAGAAACGUGGGGCUCUGCGUAUUUGCUUCCCGGGUCUGGAUUGUUUGGAAGGGCCUUUCUGGCUUUUCUCCCCAGGCAGGAGGCUGGAUGGACUUUCCAGAAAGGAGAACUGGGAUUCUCCAGGAAGGUGGUUCCAGGAGCUGUGUAUUAAGGAAACCCCAGGAGGAGGAGCUGGGUUCAGUGCCUGGCUUUUACCAUCCUCUGUGGCUGUGAGAGCAGGGGGCCGAGAAAAGUCCCUCUGAGAAGGACUGAUGGGGGGGAGGACUGGUUAAAACUGCCUCAUUCUGCAGCGACCCUUGUUUCGAUGUACAGGCCAGAUCCCCACCCACCUGCCUUUGCUCUGGCUCUCGCUGCUCUGGUAGCUCCAUGGCCUUGUCUGAGCAGUGAGGCCAGGGGGCUGUGGCCCUGCUGCUGCCUGUGUUUGCUCCUACAUCUCCCAGAGCACCUGGGGCAUGGUGACGGCCCGAAAGCUGUGGUGCUAGAAGCAGGUAGCCAGCAUAAUCCAGCGCGGGGGUGCCAGCUGCGCUGUGUGCUGAACUGUGUUUUCUCCAGCAGGUUGUGGGAAGAGGCCCUGCCCAGGCCAGUUGGCAGCUGGGGUUAUCUUGACGGCCAGAGAAAGGACUGCUGAGACGGGAAUUGCCAUCUCUAAGAAGGGAGACAGCAGGAGUCUUGUCCUUGAAAGGGGGCUCUGGGGACAUGAGGUGGCCGUGUGUCUGGCUCUUCUGUUCCCUGGGCCCACUGGUCCUGCUCUCUGCAGCCACCACCCCUCCAAACAUAGUGUUAAUCUUUGCAGAUGAUCUGGGGUUUGGAGAUUUGGGGAGCUAUGGGCACCCCACCUCAGCCACACCCAACCUGGACAAGAUGGCAGCUAGGGGCUUGAGAUUCACGGACUUCUAUGCCAGCUGCCCGGUCUGCAGCCCCUCCCGGGCAGCGCUGCUGACGGGUCGGUACCAGACGCGCUCUGGGGUUUACCCCGGCGUGUUCUACCCCGGCUCCCGGGGUGGCCUCCCGCUGGCUGAGGUCACCGUCGCCGAGGUGCUGAAGGCUCAGGGCUACGCCACGGCCAUGGUCGGCAAAUGGCAUCUGGGCCUGGGGGCCAACAGCUCCUUCCUGCCCAUCCACCAGGGCUUUGACCACUUCCUGGGGGUGCCCUACUCUCAUGACCAGGUGGGCCUGGGGCACAGGGCUGGGAGCGCCGCGGGGGCCAGUACAGGGCCUUGGGGAGAUGAGACUGCGCUGGCACCCUGGACAUCCUGCCAACCCUGGGUCACGUUGGAUGGCUACGACCUGAGCCCGGUGCUGUUUGGCAGGGGGAAGAGCCCCCGGCAGCUGAUGUUCUAUUACCCGCCCAGCCCCAGCAAGCUGCUCGGUGUCUUUGCCGUUAGAUACGGGAAGUACAAGGCCCAUUUCUUCACUCAAGGCUCCUUGCACAGUGAGACGACCCCCGACCCGGACUGCCAUGGGCUGAGGCCCCCGACGCCGCACACCCCCCCUGUGCUUAUCGACCUGGAGGCUGAUCCUGCGGAGAACUAUGACCUGCUGCGUGGUGAGGCCGUGGGGCCGGAGGUGCUGCAGGUGCUCAAGGAGAUCCAGCUGCAGAAGGCACUUUUUGACCAGCGCAUGGAGUUUGGGGAAAGCCAGAUAGGGAAGGGCAGCGACCCAGCCCUCCAGCCCUGCUGCAUCCCCCGCUGCACCCCCAAGCCCUCCUGCUGCCAGUGCCCCUGAGCUCCCUGCUGCACUUCACCCUGUCUCCUCUCUCCGCUGCCUGGAACCCUCCUACGGUUACUGCUCCCUAAAUGCCCUGCACCAGCCUCCCCAAACUUGCUGCAUUUGGGGAGCGUCCCUGGCCAGACUCCCGCUCCCCAGGCCUGACGCUGAGGCUCCCUCCAGGCUGCUGCGUAGGGCGAGCUGCUAGAAGGGAGGGGCGCUGGUGCACUUGUUGGGGGGUGCCCAAGGAGUCUUUGGCCAUUGCGCACACAUGCUGGCUCUCCCCAGGGCCUGGCUGAGCACAGCGAAUCCUUUGGCGUCCGCUCGGCGCUGGAACAGAACAAGGGCAGGGUGCCGGAACCUAGCACCCUGCUGCAGCUGGCAGGGCCUGGCAAUACUAGCCUGCUCAGUGGGGCGUGGCUAGCUUUGGGCAGGCCCCAGCACAGCGGUGAGGGCAGAGGUGGAGUUAGGGUGCCAGACCGGGGCCGGUGGCUGUCCCUGAGCACACAGCUAGGGGCCUGAUGGGUACUUGCCGUCAGGAAAGGAGCUGUGCAUGGGGCCCCGGGCCCUGCACCCCCAGAGGGAACAGCGCCGCCGUGUUCUCUAGACCAGAGCGACUCCCAGCCAGUGGCACACAGGAAUUCUCAAGCCUGUCGGUCUGCCCUCCUCAGCCCAGCAUGUCCCAGGCUCCCCUGCCUCAUCCUGCAGCCCCCUUCUUCCAGCCUAACCUCCCAUAUUGCCCCCAGCAGUUCUUCCCCUGGCCUGUGCCUGCUACCUCUCCCCCCCCCGGGUCCCCUCUCCUGACCUCCACCCUUUGUUCCCCCUCUCCGCAGCCCGUUCUCCUCCCACUGGCCAGAACUGGCUGUGCUGCCUGAGCUGGGUCUCCGCUCAGGGCUCCAUUCUCCAGGCUACUGGUCGGGCUCUCAAGUUCUGUGCUGGUUCCUGUAACAGCCAACUCCCUCGUCCCUCCCCUGCCCUCAUUAAACCAGUAACACCGGGGCCGCUGAGUCCCACCUCCCUGCAAGCAGCCCCGUGGAAAACCCAGCAAAUCCUCCAUUUGGUCGCAGCCAGCCUACAGGUUAGCGUGCCUGUGCCACUGAGCUGGUGCCAGGACCCUGCUAUGUUGCCAAGAACCCUGCCCAGCCAUCCUUGCCACUGGCACCAGCCUUGGCCUUUCCGUCCGACCCCGUGGCAGUUUGCUGGGCUGGCAAGCGGCGUCCCUGCUUGUGGGGCUGGAGCAGAAACACCCUGGGCUCCAGCUGCCGCAGAGGAAUGCUAGGUCCUGCCCCGGGAGAUCUGGGAGCUCUUCUCUAGCGGCACGGGGAAGGAAGUCACCUCUCCAUUGCCACACAGGCAGCUGGCCCUGGGCUAAGGGAGAGCAAAACACUGUGUCUAUAUACACACGAGCCCCCGCCUGUACGUUUCAAGGGAGGGAUGCGGAAGUGCCUAGCGCGUAGUCGAUGGAAAUUCCAUCAACUAGUCAAUUAACUGAGAUUUCACAUAAUUAGAGGGUGUGGGACUCUAAACUGGGGAACUGACUGAGAGUGACUUGGGCUUGUGAUGGAGAAUCCGCGGACCACUAGCUCACAGUUGUGAUGCUGGGGCCAAAAGAGCUCGUGCCCCUGGAAUGCACAAUCAGGGCAAUCUCUCGUGGCAGAGAGGUUAUUUGCAUAUGCAAAGCGGAUCACCUCUUUAGUUUAAAACAGAAGGUGAAGGAGGCAAUUGAUCCCAGUAUAUCAGUUUAGGGCAGCUACCCCAGGCCUUCCCCUGGCGGGGGAGCAUAGUCUCAACUAUCCGAAGGAUGGGACCCAGGGACACCCCCCCUCACUUACCAUGGUGGUGGGAGCUGGAGGAGCCCAGCUCCACUGCACCCUGCCACCCUGUUCGCGGAUCACUGCACUCCACUUCAUCGCAGCAGCAGGAAGCAGAAUGCCCCGUGAAGCAGAGCAAGGGCUGGAAGAAGGCAGUAGGAUGGAGUGGUGCAGGUUGCCAGGCUGCUCUGCCAGGACCCAGCAAAUCCCCCAGUUUGCAUUGCUUGGGAGAGGCUUAGAAGGGGGUGAGGGAAGGGGCUUGUGGGGACGGAUGGCCCUGUACCCAGGAACCAAAUAAUGAAUCCAGCAGAGGAAGGUCUGACAUGGUUCUGGUAACACUGGCACUUUCAAAACCCAGGUUGGAUGUUUUCCUAAAACCCAUUGUGGUGAAUGGGAGGGCGCUACCCUCUUCUGGGGUUAACCGAAUUGCCUGUAAGCGUUAAACCAGAGACAGAGAGUCACUAGCAUGUGUUGGCAUGGAGCCAGGGGAGCUAAUGAAAACGGUGUCGUUUUUUAAUAGAAGCACUAAUUUUUUAACGGACUCUCAGGGAAGUAAUUCUGUGGUUUUUAAACCAGCUUUUAUUCA
Molecule: messenger RNA, 4761 nt
Organism: Pelodiscus sinensis (Chinese soft-shelled turtle)
Lineage: Eukaryota; Metazoa; Chordata; Testudines; Trionychidae
Source: RefSeq, a predicted model, not a curated record